ACCUUUCAGUUGGAUGAGACGUGAGGAUGGAUGGACUAGGAGUUUCACAAGGAAUGGUAUCUUCUUUGUACGAAUGGGCUAUCACCGGGCCAAAAAGAUGAUGAGCAGUCACGAUAGCCCUUCUGGGUCUUCAAGUAACUUUAGAAGAGGUUGCUUAUGGAAUGUCGACGUUCCUGAAAAGGUGCGUCUAGUAGGGUGGCAGGCUUACAGAGGAUCGGAGCUUCAUGUUGAUCAUUUUGCUGCUUUCCUUGACAGUAUGGUUUCCAUCCUGGGGAGGGAGCAAUCAGAGCUUCUUUGUAUAUUGUGCUGGAAAAUUUGGGGCUGCAGAAAUGAGGCAGUCUGGCAUGGCAAGCACACAAGCCCGCAGUUCAUCAUAGAAAAUGGUUUAGGCUAUUUGAAUGAGUACAAACAAGCAAUGAAUUCUAAAGGCAGGCGAGUGAGACUUGGGCAACGGCUUAGUGAAACAAGAUGGCGACCUCUGGAUAUGGGUCAUGUGAAGAUUAAUAUCGAUGGGGCCAUAUUAGAACAGCAACAGAGCUUUGGCAUAGGGGUAGUGGCAGGUGAUCACACUAGUAAUGUAGUGGCAUCAAUGGCUUAUAAGGGACAAGGGGCAGUAGCCGCCGAAGUAGCUGAGGCAUGUACUUUGCGUAAAGCACUACAAUGGGCCCACGACCUCUCUUUUGAAAAAAUCAUUGUUGAGUCAGACUGUGCAAACAUCACCGCAGCCAUGCAAUCUGAUUUUCUUGCUAUGAACUCAUCCUUGGGCUCAAUUAUCUCAAAUAGCAAGAUGCUCAUGACCACCUUCCUUGACUAUCGACUUCAGCAUACCCGCAGGGAAGGAAAUUUGAUUGCUCAUGAACUGGCGAAGAGAGCUCUCCAAGCAGAAGUUGACAAAUACUGGGUCGGUGAUAUAUCAGGGACUAUUGCGCAAUUUGUAAUUGGGGAUAAGUCAAGUAUCUAAUUAUGUAUUCCCUGUUCUGAUAUUAUCAAUAAAAUAUGUGCAGUAGA
Molecule: messenger RNA, 1008 nt
Organism: Rubroshorea leprosula
Lineage: Eukaryota; Viridiplantae; Streptophyta; Magnoliopsida; Malvales; Dipterocarpaceae
Source: the annotation of a GenBank genome assembly